UGCCAAGAAUACCGGGAUUUUCGAGACCUUAAAAAGUCCGGCAUCCCGGGAUCCCUGUUUUAACAUUCCUAAUCUCGACCCUGCCACUACCUAACGAGUCCAUUUAUGGCAAAAAUGUUUCUUUUUUCGCGGGAAUCGCCCAUAUGUCGAUAUGCCACAGAAAAAUAUGGUUAUCUAUAAACUUAUUUCGCUAUAUUACUCAAAAACAUGAAAUUUUGGAUUGUGCCCUGAUUUGCCAGCGAUAUAUGCAUACAUCAAUAUGUAUCACAUCGUUGCGAAUUUUUUUUUGUAUUGCCUUCACUAAGCUCCAUUCACUUUUUCUGAAAUACGAGCCUAAAAAUUUAAAAGUUGGCAUGCAAUAUUUUAUGUCUAAAUACUAAUUUUGAAUAGAUCAUUGCCAAAUUUAAGUUCGAAAAAAUGCAUCAUUAUGCAGACCGUGUGUACAAUAAGUCGAACCUUAUAAUUUAGAUGCUUUUGUUUGAUCCAUUUAUUUAUGCAUUUCCAAUUGAAAUAUUUGUUAAAUAGGUGAUUUGUUGGGCGGCAGAUUGGAUUUGUAAUAUCUUUUAUGCUCUACGCAUUGUUAUUGUAAUCAUUAAAAAUAAUGCAAAUUUUUGGGGUAUUGUUAUUAUGAUUUUAUGUUUAACAAUGCUUGGUGGCUUAAUGCGUGUCGCAUAUGUUUUCGAAGUGGUAAAUGCUUUAUUUAGCCUGAGAAGCCAAACAGAAGAGGACUGUCACUUUGGUGUGACAUUCAAUUUACUGCUCGCUCAUCCCAGCGCAUCAACCGUAUAACCUAACAAAUGGAAAAUGUUUAAGUAUUCAUAUAUUUAAUGAAUGUUGGCGACUAUGUUGUUGAUUAGUAUAAAAAGCAAGGAGUGGCUGCAGUUGAUCAACAGUCAAACUCGAGUGGUCUUUACCUUAAGACAACAAUUCACUUAACCUAACUUAGCAGCAAACUAAGCAUUAAUAUGAAGAUCUUUGUGCCUCUUUCGCUGGCAUUGGCAACACUGGCAUACGCCGACAUUUCUCUACAUAACGGCUACAAUAACAAUAAUCAAUGGCAGCAUCCACCCUACAACCCUGGUUUCCAACAACCGCUAAUCAUGCACUUGCUGCAACAACAAAUGCCAGGCAGUAUUGGCAAUCCGAUGCAAAUCACCCAACCGAGUCAGCAAUAUUUACCCAUGCUACAACAACAAAGGCAACCAUUACCAGCACUGCAGCCAUUGUAUCCCGUGCCACCACAAAAGCUUGCACCCCUACCCAUGCCAGCCAAUUUCCCUGCACCAGCUGGCUUCCGAUUGCCACUCGCACCAAUUAGUAUCGCCAAACAACAACGCCGUUCACGUCAACGUGUCAAGGUCGCUAAGAAACCUAUAGUGACUAAAAGUUUCUUCAUACACACAGCACCUGAAGAUAACGAAGAUGAGUUACGCGAAGAAUUGAACCAUUUAGCCGCACAACCACGCAAACAUUAUAAUGUUCUAUUUGUGAAAACACCAGCACAGACCAGCAAGGUUGCUGCUGUAAAUCUGGCCAAGGCACUCAAAGAGGAGAAAACUGUUGUUUAUGUGCUGGCGAAGAAGACUUCUGCUACCGAUUUACAAGAGGCCAUUCAGGAGGAGCCACAGCAGAUUAACAAACCCGAAGUGUUCUUCAUCAAGUAUCGCACACCUGAGGAGGCCGCCAAUGCACAGCGUCAAAUUCAAUCGCAAUAUGACAGUUUAGGCGGCACUUCCACCAUUACCGAUGAAGGUUUAGCGCCGGUAACUUCAGUUGUGGGUUCGCUCGAUGCGCCAGAGGAGGAAGAGGACGAAGAUGAACAACAAUUGGGUCAGCAACCGUUGCUUCAGCAGCAGCAGGAUACGGCUGCGCAAUACGAGGAUCAACCUUCGAAUGCCAUCAAUCCGGCUGCUCCUCAGUACUUACCACCAGCGAAACAGUAAUAAAGAUCUCCAUUUUGUCAACGAAUGCUUAAUGUUAUUUUUUAUGAAUUUGUUGUUGCAUACCACUUAGUAUACGAAAAUAUUUACAGAGUUCAAGAAUCAGCAACAAUGCUCGAUUGUUAUUUUAGAUUUAAGUCAACAUAUGCAUUAGAUCAUUAAAUUAAAACUUUUAAACAAAAUACGCUCUUAUAUUAAACAUUAAAUACAUACAUAAAAUAUAAAAAU
Messenger RNA from Rhagoletis pomonella (apple maggot), 2168 nucleotides. RefSeq lists its product as uncharacterized. Lineage: Eukaryota; Metazoa; Arthropoda; Insecta; Diptera; Tephritidae. The record is from RefSeq and is a predicted model, not a curated record. The coding region runs from base 966 to 1943 and encodes 325 amino acids. The transcript is spliced from 2 exons.